UUAUGGUGAGUGCUGUGACGUCAGUGGUGCGCUGCUUUUGGAGGGCUCGUGAGAGGAAGCUGAGCUACACUGCACAUAUAACGGGCCGGGCGCGCGCACCAAAGAGCAACUCAUCUCAUCUCCGCUGUUCAGAUACACAAUAUUUGAUCAUAACAAGAUGCCCCUGGGUGAAGAUGGACACUCAUGGAAGAAAAAGAUGUCUGACAUCAAGGAGAACUACGACUUCAAGGAGGUGUUGGGGACGGGUGCGUUCUCUGAGGUCGUCCUAGCCGAGGAAAAGCGGACGAGGAGGCUGGUGGCGAUAAAGUGUAUUCCGAAGAAAGCACUGGAAGGGAAAGAGAACAGCAUUGAGAAUGAAAUUGCCGUUCUUCACAAGAUUAAACACGCCAACAUUGUUUCUCUGGAGGACAUCUAUGAGAACAAAUCGCACCUCUACCUCAUCAUGCAGCUGGUGUCUGGCGGCGAGCUAUUUGACAGGAUUGUAGAAAAGGGUUUUUACACCGAGAAAGACGCCAGCAAGCUCAUCCAGCAGAUCCUGGAUGCCGUGAAGUAUCUGCACGACAUGGGCAUAGUGCACCGAGACCUGAAGCCAGAGAACCUGCUAUAUUACAGCAUGGACGAGGAUUCGAAGAUCAUGAUCAGUGAUUUUGGCUUGUCAAAGAUCGAGGGCUCGGGUAGCGUGAUGAGCACGGCCUGUGGCACUCCUGGAUACGUAGCUCCGGAGGUUUUGGCCCAGAAGCCGUACAGUAAAGCAGUGGACUGCUGGUCCAUCGGUGUCAUCGCGUACAUACUUUUGUGUGGCUAUCCACCAUUUUACGACGAGAACGAUGCCAAGCUGUUUGAGCAGAUCCUGAAGGCCGACUACGAGUUUGACUCGCCGUACUGGGACGACAUCUCCGAUUCAGCUAAGGACUUCAUCAUACAUCUGAUGGAGAGAGACCCGAACCUGCGCUACACGUGUGAACAAGCACUGCAGCAUCCGUGGAUUGCCGGUGAUACGGCACUGGACAAGAACAUCCACGAGUCUGUGAGCGCUCAGAUCAAGAAGAACUUCGCCAAGAGCAAGUGGAAGCAAGCGUUUAAUGCCACAGCGGUGGUCCGGCACAUGCGUCGCCUUCAGCUGGGCACCAGUCAAGAGGGACAGAGCCAGGUGUCACCCCACAGCCCCUGCAGCGAGCAUCUCCUUCUGCCCGAGGGAACUGAAGAGGAAGAGGACGAGCAAAGCGCCUCUCAGACGGGCAAUAACGGCUGCUCCGAAGACGCUUGCGAGGGGGCGGGGCACGACGGCAUCCCGAACUGCGCCUUCCGCGUCCACCCGACCAGUCGGGUCUGAGCCCGUCAAUCAUCCUGCUGCAACCAAUGACUUGACUGUCCCGUGUUUCUACUGGAGUCCUGGCACACCCCCAGUCUGGCCAGGAAUACUGAGUAACUCCAGCGCUUGGCCACUAGGUGGCGCCGCAGUGUAAAGAAAUCCAGGUGGGAAAGGGGGUCGCUAUGCCAACAAAGGGAUUCUGUUUACAGAGAGGUGAGCUCUGCCAAAGGAAGGAGAGAGAGAGAAAGAGAGCCGCAUGCCGCAGCUGCAUUAUGGGUAAUGGACUGAGAUUGGACAGUGUUUUAUCUUCUGUUUUACAAAACUACAUUCAUCUUUCUGUCUUGGAAAAAAUGGCUUUAGGUGUGUUUUUAGUUGUAAAAUGGGUCCAAAUAUAUUUUGCCUCAGAUCUUUUCAGCCUGCACACUAAACACAGUUUCAUGUGCAAUCAGCACAUACGUAUAUACACACACAUACACACACACACACACAAACACUUUCUCCUAAUCAUUGUGCUUAACGUCCAUUGACGUAAUUAUUAAUGCAGCUAAUUAAUGCUGUGCUGCACCGAAAUCUAACCUGAACCUCAGCGUCAGUAACUAAAAGGUAACCUUUACAUGCUUUUAGUUCUUUUUCUUUAAAAACCAGCCAGAUGUCCCCACAAAAUCAAAAUGGUCAGACAUUUCUGUCCUUUUGGGGACAUUUGACCUCCACAAAUAUAUAUAAAAAAUUUUUUUUGUGGUUUUAUGAACCAAAGGUGAAGCUAAAAUUCCCACUAGGUAAUGAACACACAUGGAAACGUUAUUCUGGUACUGCACACACACACACACACACACACACACACACACACACACACACUGUCUGAUUAUUAUUCUGUACAAAUCAUUGUUACUUGUAUACAUUUUGUCCAUAUUUUACUGUAAUCAAUAACGUCAUAUAUUAUUGCGCUGCAACACACCAAGUCUGCGUCAUUGUUUCAUAGAAGAUUUCUUUUUCCACACAUCAGACACAGUCUUCAGUGCCUUCGUGGUUGCAGUUGUUUGGGUUAAUAAUGCUUCAUUGUCAUCUAUUCAUUGUUCUGAUCUGUCCGGGUGCAGGAUGCUUUAAACGUAUAUACCGUACUAUUUAGGCAAACACUGCAGCUGUUCCCUGUGUGUGUGUGUGUGUGUUUGUGUGUGUGGGGCACGCUUUUAUACAUCUAAUGUCUAAACCAUUCAUGUAAACGUUUUUAUAUAAAACUGUUUCUUUUACUGAAGGUUUUACUCAGGGGAUGAUGGUGUGUUAAGGAUUUGGGGUUUUAAGUAAAUGGUAGAGGAUUCAUCGUUUAACAGAUAAAUAUAAUAUAUUAGUGUGGUGGCCUGGGAAAACCUGUCGCUGUGGCCGAAACUAAAAAUGAAUUUCACCAAGUUAUCAUCCUGCAAAGAUCGUGUUGGGUAAAAAGUGAGAACAAAAAACAGUGGUGGCUCAGUGGUUAAAGGCUCUGGGUUAUUGAUGAGAAGGUCAGGCGUUCAAGCCCCAGCACUGAGAAGCUACCACUGUUGGUCCCUUGGGCAAGGUCCUUAACCCUCAACUGCUCAGUUGUAUAAAUGAGAUAAAUGUAAAUCACUCUGGAUAAGGGCGUCUGCCAAAAAUGCCAUAAAUAUAAUAGAAAUAUAAUAUCAAUAUAAAACAUUCAGUUUACCUACAGAUAAGUGCCAUUUCCUCCCACAGUGAAGGUCACGCUUUGAUCAAGUUGUUGGAUAAUUCACGUCAUAAUCCUAAUCCGUUUGGUUUGUAAUCAGCUGUUAAAAUGUCUGAUGCUCCUGCACCACAGUCAGCAUGCGAUCUUAAAACGUAAUUUUCUCUUUUUACAUUUUUUAUGGUAACCAGACUCUGCUAUAUCUUUACUCACUGAACAUAACGUCGAUAAAAGAAGACAGCAUUGUUGUAAUUUUAUAUCUCCACUGAACGGAGUCUUGUAUUUUAUCUUCAGUGAACGGAGGCGAGACCAAUCAGACAGGGUUUACAGGAAAAUACGUGGAAUACUCGUGUCUUAUUGGCUGACAUCUCUGCCAAAUGCUAGUGCUAGCUCACACAGUCAGUUAGUGUGAGGGGGAAAAUGGAUAUAUAUAUAUAUAUAUAUAUAUAUAUAUAUAUAUAUAUAUAUAUAUAUAUAUAUAUAUAUAUAUAUAUAUAUAUUUUUUUUACCAGUAGAAGGAUUGAAACUGAAGCACUAACAUCCUCUGACGCUGAGCAGGAAAUCAAGGUGUGUAAAUGUCUAUACGAGUUCCAGUUUACGUGAACAUGAUAUGAGCAGAGCGUAGGAACAGAUGAUGUACUUUACAUGGCACUGUAGAAGCUAAACCCAUACAGUGUCAGCUUAGUUGUCUCUCUCCUUGGCUAGCGACACCAAACUAGCCUGGUCUCGCGUUAGAUAGCCAGAAGGUUUUAUAUUUUACCCGUCUGGAAGUCCGACAAGCAGUGCAUAAAGUCCACCAGAGGCAAGUUUUAUGAGAAAUUGAUAAAUCUUUUGUCCAAUUUUCACAUUUUUUAAAGCAGUUAGCCUUUACAUGCAAGAAAAAAAGCAUGGAAACUGUAAAAAAUGUUGAUGGAGAAGAAUCUGGGCUCAGCCCUGGAUGAUUAACAGUCCAGCUAAUGCCCCUAGUUGUUACAAUGUCACACUUUCACAUUCACAGUUAGUCACAUUGUAUGAUUGCGCCAUUUAAUUAUUAUUUUUUUUUAAACCAAAAAUCCCCGAUCUAACUUUAUAUCAUACAAGAUGCUCCAUGCUGCAUGCUACCUUUCCUCCCAGCCACUCUCUCUUUCAGCUGAUAAAUACUGACAGUGAGACUUUAUGGAAAGUCAUUCUUAAAAAUAUAUAGAUAAUAUAUAUAUUCCAAUUAAUUUGUAUCACUUUUUGUGUUUAUUAAUACUGUGAAACCAUGAUAUGGUGAUUUGGACUAGAUUAUAAUACCGUAGAAUAAGUCCGUAACAUCCCUAAUGCAAAAGAGAAACAUAUUUCAAUUUCAGAACUAUAUAUAGUAGAAAAUAUGACAACGUCAUCAUGUGAAAGGUUGUCCCAGGCUGCCACGUAUAUUUAGACAGAGGAAAUAAUCUUUGCCCAUGACAUGGGGGUCUGUUGUAAUAUUUCUAACAUUGGUAUUGCACCACUGAACCUAUAUAUAGGAAAAAAAGAAAGGCAUUAAAGAAAUUGUUGUCGUA
This is a messenger RNA of Ictalurus punctatus (channel catfish), 4510 nucleotides long. RefSeq names its product calcium/calmodulin-dependent protein kinase Ib (gene camk1b). Gene Ontology annotation, molecular function: calcium/calmodulin-dependent protein kinase activity; ATP binding; calmodulin binding. Gene Ontology annotation, biological process: peptidyl-serine phosphorylation. The record is from RefSeq and is a predicted model, not a curated record. The transcript is spliced from 12 exons. NCBI's taxonomy places the organism in Eukaryota, Metazoa, Chordata, Actinopteri, Siluriformes, Ictaluridae. Gene Ontology annotation, cellular component: intracellular anatomical structure. Bases 158 to 1333 code for a protein of 391 amino acids.